UGAGCAUAGCGCAAUGAUACCAUGGUGGGUUGAUGGCAAUCAUCUUCGUUCCUAUGCGCAAAUUCAUGAACAGAUGGUUUAUGGGUUUGAGCUUUCAUGGCGUCAAAAAGCCUGUAAGAUGAAGUUCAAAGAUUGUUAUACGUGCAACAUCAACGACAAGCACCAAAUUUAUUGCCAAGCCAAGAAAGGGAAAAUCGACCGUUACCUCUUGUUUAUCGUCUGGGUAAUUCAAAUGCUCUCGGAAAAUGGAAUCGUGCCAUUCGUGGUUGUGAAAUUCAUCUUGGGAGCCCCAUUGGUGACGAUGUUGCUCCUACACAUAUGGAGAAGACACUUAGCAAUAAAUCAAAACGCUGAAGAAUUUUUGCAAUCUAACAAUAACUUCUUACCUAUAAGAUACUCUUACUCGGACGGGUGGUCUUAAGGACAGACUAGGUGAGGGAGGGUACGGUUCCAUGUUCAAAGGAAGACUCCGGAGCGGC
Messenger RNA from Syzygium oleosum, 479 nucleotides. RefSeq lists its product as uncharacterized. NCBI's taxonomy places the organism in Eukaryota, Viridiplantae, Streptophyta, Magnoliopsida, Myrtales, Myrtaceae. The record is from RefSeq and is a predicted model, not a curated record. Bases 14 to 421 code for a protein of 135 amino acids. The transcript has 3 exons.